GUGAACUAUCAAUAAACACAUUUCGUACGUCGAAGAAAGUGGAAGCUCAACAAGCUUAUAAGAUAACUAGCAUACAAAUAUUAAAACUUAAACAAACAAAAUGAACUUCAACAAGAUUUUCGUACUCUUGGCUGUCUUCGUCGCCAUCUUCGCUGGACAAACCGAGGCUGGAUGGUUGAAAAAGAUUGGCAAGAAAAUUGAGCGUGUCGGCCAACAUACACGAGAUGCCACCAUCCAGACAAUCGCCGUGGCGCAACAGGCAGCAAAUGUUGCAGCAACAUUGAAGGGAUAAACUGAUUAAAUGGCGGAAGCUGUUACAACAAAUAUUUAUAUACACUAGCUAAAUUUAAUAUUUAUUUAUUUAGACAAGAAUGUGACUGAAUUAUGGAGUUUAAAAUAAUAUUAAUUCAAUAAAAAUAAGUUUGUUCAAAAAAGAAAAAAAAAUA
Messenger RNA from Zeugodacus cucurbitae (melon fly), 446 nucleotides. RefSeq names its product cecropin-1-like. The coding region runs from base 101 to 292 and encodes 63 amino acids. The record is from RefSeq and is a predicted model, not a curated record. Gene Ontology annotation, biological process: defense response to Gram-negative bacterium; antibacterial humoral response; defense response to Gram-positive bacterium. Lineage: Eukaryota; Metazoa; Arthropoda; Insecta; Diptera; Tephritidae. The transcript has 2 exons. Gene Ontology annotation, cellular component: extracellular region.